CAUGUGACUGCCGGGGUUGGUUGUUCGUUUUUUUAAAUCCAGUUUUUUGUCCAUCGAGAGUGAUACUCUAUGUAGGACAUUACUAUCUAGUCUCGGAGCCCUGUGCUCCGUACCCUCCUUCGAAUUCCCAAAUGCCCUGAUGUAGGGCGUACCCCCAUCAGUCCACCGUUCCUGCCGGCCGUCUGGAGAACCUUCACUUGACGGAACGAGCAUAAAAGCGUUCUCAUGUAGCGCGCUCGUCAUCCUUCUGACAAUUCAUGCGCAGGAUUUCGCCGACGUCAGUGGCGAUCGGAAGUCGGGCGACGAACUCUGCCGAUUGUAGCGCCCGAAGCAUCUCGCAUCUAUAUGCUUUGUGUACUUCCGCUACUUUCCUUUGCUCUUACCUCGUUUUGGAGCCUGGGGCCUCUCUGCAGCAUUUUCUUCGUUUCUAUCGGUUUUGGGGUCUACUUUCUCUUUCGCGACGAGAUUUGUGACCAAUCAAACUACCGCCUGUAUAACAUAUGGCUCAUGGGCGUCCAUCUCUUGCCAGCUAAUGGACGUUUUCCUGUAUUGGCAUGGUAAUGCGUUCC
This is a messenger RNA of Suillus subaureus, 569 nucleotides long. RefSeq lists its product as uncharacterized. Lineage: Eukaryota; Fungi; Basidiomycota; Agaricomycetes; Boletales; Suillaceae. The coding region runs from base 346 to 561 and encodes 71 amino acids. The record is from RefSeq and is a predicted model, not a curated record. The transcript has 3 exons.